Molecule: messenger RNA, 1762 nt
Organism: Punica granatum (pomegranate)
Lineage: Eukaryota; Viridiplantae; Streptophyta; Magnoliopsida; Myrtales; Lythraceae
Source: RefSeq, a predicted model, not a curated record
UCCAAAUGGUUGGCCAUGGCCUAAGAAAAGCCGCCUACUCGCUAUCACACUGUCCGACUAGACCAUCUUGUCACUCCCAGGUCCCAUCCUUCGCUCUUCCUUUCCUUUCCUUCCUUCCUUCCUUCCUUCCCAAUCUUCACCCAACAACCUUGAAUCCAAUCUGAAAUCCAAAAGAAACCAACCCAGGUAGAAGAAAGAAACAACAAUCCCAUUCCUCCCUUUUGAUCCAUGUGAACUUUUGGUUUUCCCAUCGUGUCUGUUGUUCUUGUCUUGACCCUUUUCGGAUGUACUUAGGAUAUAAUCCAGUUAGAACACCAGGAGAUCUGUCUGUUUCUGUUCUUUGAUCAGCUUCUUGAAGAGUUUGCCUCACGGGUUCUGCUUCAAUGGGAGCUUGCUGGAGCAACAAAAUCAAGGCGGAGACUCCGUCUCAAACAGGUGUGAACUCAAAGAGUGCCGGUGAAGACGACCCGAGCGGCUCGAGUGCUAGCAAGAUCUCGUCGGGGCCUACUACUCCCCGAAGCGAGACCGAGAUCUUGCAGUCUUCCAAUCUAAAGAGCUUCAGCUUCAGCGAGCUGAAGGCCGCCACAAGGAACUUCCGCCCGGACACCGUACUUGGGGGUGGUGGCUUCGGCUCGGUGUUCAAGGGUUGGAUUGACGAGCAGUCGUUCGGGCCUACUAAGCCUGGGAUGGGCAUGAUGGUCGCAGUGAAGAAACUUAACCAGGAGGGGUUGCAAGGCCACAGGGAAUGGCUGGCGGAAAUCAACUACCUCGGACAGCUUCACCAUCCUAAUCUGGUGAGGCUGAUCGGAUUCUGUCUUGAGGACGAGCAGCGCCUCUUGGUCUACGAGUUUAUGACACGGGGAAGCGCCGAGAAUCAUCUAUUCAGGCGUGGAUCCUACUUCCAGCCCCUUUCCUGGAGUCUCCGAGUCAAAGUCGCUCUAGGGGCUGCAAGGGGACUUGCAUUUCUACACGACUCUGAACCCAAAGUUAUCUAUCGAGACUUCAAGACUUCAAACAUUUUGCUCGACUCUAAUUACAAUGCAAAACUUUCCGAUUUCGGUUUGGCCCGGGAUGGACCAACUGGUGAGAAGAGCCAUGUCUCUACUCGGGUUAUGGGAACCUAUGGAUAUGCCGCUCCGGAGUAUCUUGCCACUGGUCGAUUAACUGCCAAGAAUGACGUCUACAGCUUUGGGGUCGUCCUCCUGGAGAUGCUGUCAGGCAGACGGGUGAUCGAUAAGAAUAGGCCUCCAGGACAGCACGACCUCGUGGAGUGGGCCAAGCCCUACCUCACAAACAAAAGGAGGGUCCUCCAUGUAAUGGACACCCGUCUCCAAGGACAGUACUCUCUCAAUCAAGCCCAGAGGGCAGCCAAUCUAGCCCUCCAUUGCUUAGCUCCCGAAGGCAAGCUCAGGCCUAGCAUGGAUGAUGUAGUAAGGGAACUGGAGCAGCUAAGCACCUUCAACGACCAUAACAGUCACCAUCACCAACCAAAUGGUCGCCAAAGCUCAUGUUCAAGAUCUCAGAAGGAUGCUAAACCAGGGUUGCUUGCUUAUCCUAGGCCUUCUGCUUCCCCACUUUUUGCCUCGUCUGGAAUUACCAGAAUGUAGCUGUAGACAUUUUAUGGAUUGAGUGAUCGUUGAAUUUUUCCUACAUCGAAUUGUAUAGCUCCUCGUUUGGUCAAGACCUGCUGCAAUUUCAGCCCAAAGUCUUGCUCAGAUGGUUUAUACUUAUGCUAGAAACUGCGUUUCGGUAUUUUUCACGU